Molecule: messenger RNA, 711 nt
Organism: Argentina anserina (silverweed cinquefoil)
Lineage: Eukaryota; Viridiplantae; Streptophyta; Magnoliopsida; Rosales; Rosaceae
Product: probable dehydrin LEA
Exons: 2
Coding region: 1-711 (236 amino acids)
Biological process (GO): response to abscisic acid; response to water deprivation; cold acclimation
Cellular component (GO): cytosol
Source: RefSeq, a predicted model, not a curated record
AUGGCUGAAAUUCGAGACGAGUUCGGCAAUCCCGUCCCGCUCACCGACCAGUAUGGCAACCCAGUUCAGCUGACUGACGAGCAGGGCCGCCCCAUCCACCUCUCUGGCAUCGCAACCACCGAGGGCUUCCAGGGUCAAACCAUCCGACCCGGAGAGCGGCAGCAAACCACAGGCACAGGCACACAAGGCUCAGGGACUGGUCUCCACAUCCCGGGUACAGGGUCACAGGUUCCCGGCACCGGUGUUCAUGUUCCGGGGACCGGGACACACGUUCCCGGCACAGGUGCGCACAUUCCGGGGAUCGGCAUGCACAUCCCUGGCACAGGUGAACAUGUUCCAGGGACAGGUGCACAUGUUCUGGGGACAGCUGAGCAUGUUCCAGGCACCGGUGCGCACGUACCAGGAACUGGAACCGAAAAACACAAAACUGUUGGUGAACAUCUUAAACAGGAGCGCACCGAUGUGACAGGCGAAGGGCGUCGCAGCUCUGGCUCUAGCUCCUCGGAGGAGGAUGAUGGGCAAGGAGGGAGGGUGAGGAAGAAGAAGGGGCUGAAGGAGAAGAUAAAGGAAACCUUUGGUGGUAAGCACAAGGAUGAGCAUCAGCAGGCGGGGCCGACCUUCAAGACUCCGACAGUCACUCCACAGGAGCAUGAAAAGAAAGGCAUGAUGGAGAAGAUCAAGGAGAAGUUGCCUGGUCACCAUUCCCACUGA